Molecule: messenger RNA, 303 nt
Organism: Harmonia axyridis
Lineage: Eukaryota; Metazoa; Arthropoda; Insecta; Coleoptera; Coccinellidae
Gene: CDK2AP1
Product: cyclin-dependent kinase 2-associated protein 2
Exons: 1
Coding region: 1-303 (100 amino acids)
Cellular component (GO): cytoplasm; nucleus
Source: RefSeq, a predicted model, not a curated record
AUGGAAACUGUGGAUAUACAAGCUGUUGAAUCAAAAUUGAGUGAUGUAACAGUUACAGCAAUUCCAAUGAAUAUUGUUAAACAAUCAACAACUACGUCUUCUAGUAAACCAGAACCUUCUACAGCAGUACCAGGUCAAUCAAAAUAUACCGAACUUUUAGCAGUAUUAGAAGAAAUGGGAAGAGAAGUUCGACCAACUUACGCAGGCAGUAGAAGUUCUGCUGAACGACUCAAGCGUACCAUAGUAAGUGCAAGAUAUUUAGUGAGGGAAUGUUUGCUCGAAGCAAGUAAAGGCAAACAGUAG